GAUGUUGGUUACUAUACAAGCAUAUGACAAGGAUUUGCAUCCUAAACCUUGUGGUGGCAAGCCAAGCUGUAUAAAGGGAGAUAAAGCAAUAAUGUUUUACACCUCCAUUUGUCUAUUAGCACUAGGUGCGGGUGGUGUUAAGGGGGCUCUUCCAACACUUGGGGGUGAUCAGUUUGAUCCAAAGGAUCAAAAGGAACGAAAACUUCUUGGACGCUACUUUAAUUGGUAUUUGCUCAGUACAAUACUUGGUUCAAUGGUAGGAGUUACGGCCAUUGUAUGGGUUAGCAUGAACAAAGCUUGGUACUGGGGAUUUUUCAUUGGCACCAUCACUGCUCUAAUUGGAUUCAUUGUUUUAGCACUUGGGAAGCCUUUCUAUCGCUUCCAACCCCUUGGAAACAGCCCAAUAGUGAGGGUUGCACAGGUUAUAGCGGUUGCAGCACGAAAUAGAAAAUUGUCAUUACCACAAAACUUGAAUGAACUUUAUGAGAACAGUGACAAAAUUGUAGAUCCAUUUGAAGAAAAACUCUUGCAUACCAAUCAAUUUAGGUUUCUAGACAAAGCUGCUAUUGUACCCAACGGCACAGCUCCAGAGCCUUGGAAGGUUUGCACAGUUACACAAGUUGAAGAAAUAAAGAUCCUAAUAAGAAUGCUUCCCAUCAUAGCUAGCACCAUUAUAAUGAAUACAUGCUUGGCACAGUUGCAAACAUUUUCAGUCCAUCAAGGGUACUCCAUGGAUCCUUAUAUUGGAUCAUGGGAAUUUCCAACAGCAUCAAUUCCUGUAAUUCCACUAGUAUUCAUGUCGAUCCUCAUACCCAUCUACGAGUUUUUCGUUGUCCCAUUUGCAAGGAAGAUUACGGGACAUCCAUCAGGCAUAUCUCAACUUCAAAGAGUGGGUGUCGGUCUUGUUCUUUCAAUUGUAUCAAUGAGUAUUGCAGGUAUAGUUGAAGUCAAGAGAAGGAAUAAAGGUAUCAUGAACCCCAUUAGUCUAUUUUGGCUUUCCUUCCAAUAUGGCAUUUUUGGACUUGCAGACAUGUUUACUGUUGUUGGGUUAUUAGAGUUUUUCUACAAGGAAGCUCCUUCAGGGAUGAAAUCUUUAUCCACUUGUUUCACUUGGUUAUCCAUGUCUUUUGGGUAUUUCUUGAGCAGCAUUUUUGUUGAUCUUAUAAACUCUGUCACCAAGAGGAUUACUCCAAGCAAACAAGGUUGGCUGCAAGGAAGAACCUUGGAUCAGUAUAAUCUGCAUCUCUUCUAUUGGUUCUUAGCUAUCCUUGGUGCCAUUAACUUUGCAAAUUAUCUGUUUUGGGCUUCAUGGUACAAGUACAAGAAAGAUGUUGGAGAAACUGGAAUUGAACAGAAAGAAUUGUCUGGCCUCAGGGAAGCAUCCUUCAAGGAAGAUGAUGAAUUUUGACAAUUUGUGAGACACACAAUCUUGGAGUGAUGGAGCUAGAGAUUAUGACAAUCCAAAAUAAAGUUUCUUGGAGUGAUGGAGCUAGAGAUUAUGAUAAUCCAAAAUAAAGUUCUUUCUUCUUUGUAUUUCGUUAUUAUACUUUGAGAUAUAAAAUUUUCAAGAAAUUAAAUAAUAUAAGGAUUUUAUUGCUACUGGAUUCAUGAAGCAGAACUAUGAUGCUAUUAUGCAAGGCUUUCAAAGGCUUUUGUCAUGUCUACACAAAUGACACCAAAAAAACCAAAUAAAUAAAGGUCAUACUAAUAUAAUGUACAUUAAAAUUGA
Messenger RNA from Ziziphus jujuba (common jujube), 1729 nucleotides. RefSeq names its product protein NRT1/ PTR FAMILY 4.5. The transcript has 3 exons. Gene Ontology annotation, biological process: transmembrane transport. Lineage: Eukaryota; Viridiplantae; Streptophyta; Magnoliopsida; Rosales; Rhamnaceae. Bases 2 to 1408 code for a protein of 468 amino acids. The record is from RefSeq and is a predicted model, not a curated record. Gene Ontology annotation, cellular component: membrane. Gene Ontology annotation, molecular function: transmembrane transporter activity.